AUGACAGAAGACGUGAAAACACAUAUGGCUAAACUGGCUGAUCAGUCUGGCAAAAUUGGAAAGUUGAUGAUAAAUAGUAAGAAAUGUGCGAAAGCCAAGAUUACCAAGGGUUAUUUAGAGACACGUCUGGAGACAGCGAACAAAUAUUGGAUGGCCUAUACAUCAAGUUAUGAUUUUGUUACGGCAAAUCUUACGACGAAAGAGCUGGAAACAUAUGACAUUAAUUUGGAAGAAAAUUAUCAAACUACUGAGGAUGCCUAUUUGGAGCUUAAAAGCUGGAUAAAAGAUCACAUGUAUGAGUACCAAAAGCAGGAAGUUCAAGCGCCAGCUCCAGCUUCAAUUACGAAUACCAAUCAAGUUUCUGGAUUUUCACAAUCUAAACCGAGGCUUCCACCGAUACCGAUACCUACCUUUUCGGGAGAUUACAACCAGUGGAUGAGUUUUAGAGACUUAUAUGUUUCUCUUAUACACAACGAUAGUACAUUAUCAAAAAUUGAAAAACAUCAUUACUUAAAGGCCAGCUUGUCAGGAGAAGCGGAAUUGUUACUCAGAAACUAUUCACUUACUGAAGCCAAUUACGAUGAUGCUUGGAAAAAAUUGGGAGAUAGGUAUAAUAACAAAAGAGUAAUCGUUAACAAUAUACUGAAUCGUUUAUUGAACCAGAAGAAACUGACUUCGGAAUCUCCAAAGGGUAUUAAAGAUUUAUUAGAUACAACAAGCCAGUGCCUCGAUUCUCUGAAAAAUCUGAAAAUUGAUACAUCCUCUUGGGAUGCAAUUGUGGUACACAUUGUUGUCUCAAAGUUAGACAUAGAAUCUCACAGGCUGUGGGAACAGUCAUUGGAACAGUCUACAGACAUCCCGGAGUUUGACGAAUUAACUUCUUAUCUUGAGAAACGAUUUAGAGCUAUGGAGAUGAUUAAUAUAACACAAACUAAAGAACCACAACGAAAAGACUUCACUAAACCAGCACACCUCUCACAAAAAGUUACUACGGUCAAAAGCUUCGCUACUGAACUUGAUACUGCUUGCACUUAUUGCUCAAAGAAUCAUUAUGUUUGCCACUGUCAAGAUUUUGCUUCACUUACCGUCAAUGAGCGUCAAGAUUUUGUGAAGAAGAACAGGAUUUGUUUUAACUGCCUUGUAAAGGGUCAUUCUGUGAAUCAAUGCAGACAAAGCACGACGUGCAAAAAAUGUGGUCGACGGCAUCACACUUUGCUGCAUUUUACCAACCCUAACAAGACAAGCUCUUCUGAUAAUCCUGAACCUGAACAACGAGAACAAGAAAGCACACCGUCAACCUCUGCUUGCAACCUCAGUGUAAAUAAAGCUGAAACCAUGGAUGGUCAGGUCAUUUUAGCGACUGCUGAAAUUGCUGUUGAAUCAAGAAAUGGUGAUACUUACAUACUCAGAGCUCUGGUGGAUCAAGGGUCGCAGGGUUCAUUUAUCACUGAAGCUGCCUCACAAUUGUUGAAUCUUGAACGCACUCCUGUUAAUGGCAAAAUCUCUGGUGUUUCAAAUUCAUCAGUGGUUACCACAAAAGCUAUGGUGAAAUUAAUAAUCCACUCUACAAAAGAUGGUGAUACACAAUUGGAAGUAGAUGCUUAUGUACUUAAGAAGCUCACCUCUUUAUUGCCUUCCCGUGAAUUUCCACAAGACACCUGGCCUUCAACUAUGCAGCUGGAUCUUGCUGAUCCUAACUUUCACAAGCCAGGGUCUAUUGAUGUUCUGUUGGGUGCCGACGUGCAUGCUAACAUAAUUCUGGAAGGAUUACACAAACACGAGUCUCUCAUUGCUCUCAACUCUCGCCUUGGUUGGUUGAUAUCGGGCAGAGUUACACAAACUGAAGCUGCGCAAGAACACAAUAUGGUUGUCACUCACACUAAAGUUGACGCAGAUCAUUUACUGAGACAGUUCUGGGAGAUUGAAGAGAAUCUACCCCACAAAAAACCUCUGACAGACUUGGAGAUACAAUGUGAAGAGCAUUUUAAGAAAACCCACUCUCGCGUGGACGGCCGUUACGUGCUUCACUUACCUUUCAAAGAUGUUCCUCCUAUUAAUCUUGGUUGCUCCAAAUCUAUUGCAGUCAGUCGUCUACAACAAAUGGAAAAACGUUUUAUACGCAAUUCCCAAUUUAAGGAUGAAUAUAUACAAUUUAUGAAGCAAUACGAGUCAGCAAAUCACAUGAUUAAAGCACCUGUAAAUGAAAGUGAUACAAUAAACUUACCUUACUACUUACCUCACCAUGCUGUCCUUAGACCGACGAGUCUAAGCACGAAGUUAAGAGUUGUCUUCGAUGGAAGUGCUGCACCUGAAAAAGGAAACUCAUUAAAUGACGAACUUCUAGUUGGACCUCCACUUCAGCAAGAUAUUAGAGAUUUAGUCACAAGAUGGAGGCAACACCAAUUCUGUCUGGUCGCUGAUAUUCAGAAAAUGUACCGGCAGAUCCUAAUUGCAAAAGAUGAUGUCGACUUUCAGAGAAUCUUAUGGCGAGAAUCUCCUACACAGCCAAUCGAAGAAUACCAACUACUUACCGUUACUUAUGGUACGUCAUGCGCUCCGUACUUAGCCAUACGUACACUUCAUCAACUUGCUGAAGACGAAAAGGACGAAUAUCCAGUUGAAGCGGAAAUUUUGAAGACUGAUGUGUACAUGGAUGAUCUGAUGACUGGAGCAUCUACUGAAGAGAAGGCUGUGUCCCUGCAAAAAGGGCUAACGGAAGUGUUAGCUCGCGGCGGUUUUCCCCUUCACAAGUGGGCAUCCAAUAGUGAAUCAGUGUUGUGUCAAAUACCCGAUGAUAAUAAAGAGUCUCAAAGUGCAGUGAAUAUCAAAGUGAAGGAUACAGUGAAAACGUUAGAGAGUGGUUUGAAUGAAUCAGUUUAUGAUGGUGAACUGGUACAGAAGGGAUACAGUGUGGUGCGGUGUGACCGCGCAGAUGGCCGCAAGCUUGGAGGAGUGAUGUUAAUCGCUGCUCCAGCCCUCACGCUGCAUCCUCUUCCUUUGUUUAAUACGCCUAACCUAGAUGACGCUCAAUUUGAACUGCUUAUUAAAGAUCCUAAAUCUUUUUGGGCCUUUGUUAAUAAUAUAAGAACAAAGAGAAGGAAAGAUCAUAUAACGGAAAAUGGUAGGAGUUUGAGUGAAGCUGAGUGUGCAAACGCGUUCGCAGAGUAUUUCCGUUCUGUAUAUAAAAGCAACCCCCCGCGACUCGAUGCGGCGGAGGCCGCGGCAGCGGCGGGGGUGGCGGGGGAGCGUGUUCAUGUGCCGCGACUAAACCUUCGCCAAGUACAGGAGGCUCUGCAGCGACUGAAGCCCAAGAGCAAAGAGCUGCACCAGUUGUUCCGUUUAUGGGAAAUUUGCCAAAACAUCGAGUCAAACCUAGUCGUCCCUUUCUCACAAGUGGUGUAG
Molecule: messenger RNA, 3402 nt
Organism: Pectinophora gossypiella (pink bollworm)
Lineage: Eukaryota; Metazoa; Arthropoda; Insecta; Lepidoptera; Gelechiidae
Exons: 4
Coding region: 1-3402 (1133 amino acids)
Source: RefSeq, a predicted model, not a curated record